Molecule: messenger RNA, 3638 nt
Organism: Solanum lycopersicum (tomato)
Lineage: Eukaryota; Viridiplantae; Streptophyta; Magnoliopsida; Solanales; Solanaceae
Product: beta-arabinofuranosyltransferase RAY1
Molecular function (GO): glycosyltransferase activity
Source: RefSeq, a predicted model, not a curated record
CACUUUCAAAAGUACUUUUUAAAGCUGCUUUUAUUAAGCCAAUCCAAACGGGCCUUACUCCGUCUAGUCCACUAUUCUAAAAAUAGAUUUUUCACUUUUGACAUAUCAUUUUCUAUUUCCAUAAUGAAGGAUUGUAAGUUGAAGUUCCACUUCCAAUUUGAUAGUUGCAUCUGCACUCAUUCACUCACCAUUAAAAUAAUAACUACUUAGUGAAGAAACGUUGACCCUUAAAACCUACGGCUGCCUAACGCAUAAUGCCUCACAUGCUUUUAACUUCCCCUUCUCCAUUUCCAUGCUUUUCCCACGGCGUUGCUGCUGCUGCUGCUAUUGUCAACUUUUUCACUUAUUAUCGACUUUUAUUCCCUUAAAGCUCCACAAAUCAUGAACCCCUUACUUUCACAAACAACAAUGAACUCCUUUCAAUCUAUUCUCUUCCAUUAUCUCCACAACAAGAAGGCAAAGCUUCUUGGGUUGUGGUUGAUUUGGGUAUGGGGUUUUAUCUUGAUUGGCGUCUCCUUUUAUGCUACUCAAUUUAUGCCAUUGCCAUCUUAUUUUAAAGGUCAGAUAAAGAAGACCAUGCUUUUCAAUGGUGAAUUGGUGGAUGGUCCUAGUAUUACCAUAUUUACAGCGCCAAGGCCUUUUGUGGGUACUGUUGGGGAAAGACAGGCUCUUGCUAUUCGAUCUUGGCUUGGCUUGUCACCAGAUAUUAGUGUUGUUCUUUUCAGCCAAGACUCUUCUGUUUUCUCCUUUGCUGAAUUAUUCAGUCACAGGGUAUCAGUUGAGCCUAACAUCGAUUUCACACUUCAUUAAAACUAUCAGACAUGCUCAUAGACUUGAUCAUGAUUGGCUCCUUUUUUCUUCAUCAAAAAGUGUGCCCCACUUCCCAUUUCACUUGGAUGCAGAUGGAAAACAUUGGAUCCGAGAUGAUGGAAGCCGAGUGAAGACCCAAAAGUUGCAGGAUUUCCUUUCACAAGAAUGGGAAUGGAACCUUUGUGAGGAAAAAAUGCUAAUAGCAUGGAACAGUGGAGAUCUUCCCUUGCAUAAAGGAGUCCUUCCCCCUUUUCUAUAUGGGAAGGGGCUUCAUAAUCGCUGGCUUAUAAAUGAAGCCCUGCUAUCUGAUUUCAGAUUUGUUUUUGAUGCUAGUUGGGCCAUUUCCAAUCUGUACCUUAAUGACCUUGGCCAGGAUUUCGAUCGCACCAGUGGCAAUUUUCUUGGCCUGGCUACUGGAAAAAGGUUUUGGGAAGUCGCUGGCAAUUCCAAUUUGGCAAUGCUUUAUGGAUCAUUAUAUUUCCAUGAACAGAACUUCUCUAACAUAUUUAGACUUUUUCAGUGUGGAGGAUACUAUCUCUUCAUAAACUCCGCACAAAUGGUUGUUUACCCUUUGAGUUAUAAAGGAUCAUCGAGUUUAGGAAAAGAAGUUAUGUUCAAGUCAACAAUAGAGAAGAAUACUUUAGAGUGCAUUGAUACUAUCAGAUCAACUGAGGGAGCUAAGGACUGCUCUGUGAAGAACUACUUGAAUGUGUCGAUGCCAAUUUCACUUUCCUUGUCUUUAGAAAUAUUACUCUCACUUCGUGCAGACAAAAAUAAGACAGUUGUGCUAGCAGUUGUUGGGUAUAGUUACAAGGACAUGCUAAUGAGUUGGGUCUGCAGGCUAAACCAUCUCCAGAUCUCUAACUUUUUGGUCUGUGCUCUUGACGAUGAUAUAUAUGAGUUCUGUGUCAUGCAGGGUCUACCCGUCUUCAAGUAUGCCAAUCUUGAGACGAAGAUCAGCUUUGACAACUGUCAUUUUGGCACUGAGUGCUUUCAGAAAGUAACCAAAGUCAAGUCCAGAAUGGUUCUGGAGAUACUGAAGCUUGGUUACAAUGUAUUAAUGAGUGAUGUUGAUAUUUAUUGGUUCAAGAAUCCACUCCCCUUGCUUAGCUCGUUUGGCCCUGCAGUUCUUGUGGCACAAUCAGAUGAAUACAAGUUGACAGGACCUAUAAACUUACCUCGACGUCUGAAUUCUGGGUUCUAUUAUGCUCAUUCGGAUGCUAUGACUAUUGCUGCACUUGAGAAGGUCGUGGAGCAUGCAGCAAACUCAAAUCUCUCUGAGCAACCAAGCUUCUAUGAUAUGUUGUGCGGGGAAGGUGGAUAUAAUCGCAUAGAUGACAGCAGAUGCUUAGAACCUCACACAAACCUGACCGUUCAAUUCCUGGACAGAGACCUCUUUCCAAAUGGUGCAUAUAAAGAUCUUUGGCAAGAAAGAAAUGUGAAGGAAGCCUGCUUGAUGAAAGGUUGUUUUAUCAUUCAUAACAACUGGAUUAGUGGGAGAAGGAAAAAGCUAGAACGUCAAGUGCCAUCAGGGCUCUGGGAGUACGAUAUGAGCACAAGGAUGUGUUUGCAGACCUGGCACAAAACAAAAUUUGUAUAUUUUUGAAACAGAAUAUACUUGGAUACUUAAUCAUGGAAGACUUUGGUUUUUGCCGGUUGAGGAGAAUACAAAGAGAUUUUAUUGUUGGGGGAUAUAAUUUUCUAUUUGGCCUUUGGAGUUAUCACUUAUCAUUUGAGAUAAUGUUAAAACUCAUAAUGGCUGGCCUAGAGAAACAAAAUAUGUUAUUAUGCUGGAGACUUGUUUAUAUAGAGAUAUCUGACAGCAACUACACUCCUAGUUUUCUGUUUCUGAUCCAAGAUGCUGGUAACUGUUGUAGGGGCCUUCUAAUUGCUGGAAAUGCUGAAGCUUUGUGGUAACAAGUCAGGAAGAGGCCAGAAUACUGACAGAGAAUCUGAAAAAAAGAAAAAGUUGAAGGAAACUGAUUCUUUUAGCCUGAGUUUGCAACUUAAGGAUAUCACAGUGCGGAUAGUUCAUCCUGGUGGGAAGGUAGAUAUGUACGACUGUGCCAUUUCUGCAGCUCAGUUAUUAAAGAACUAUCCAGGAAGGCAUGUAGCUCUGCCAGACUUCUUCAAUCGUCCCCAUGAAUCUCUUCUCACUGCAGAUGAUAUUCUAUUGCCUGGGCAAAAAUACUUAGUAAUCCCGUCUAGUAGUGUAGAGAAACUGAAGCAAAGACACACUCAUAAAGCAAAAUAUCCCACUGAAAUCGAGGAGCCUAAGUAUGAUCGGGAAGUAGUUGUGAAUGUAAACGGAGAUUGUUCAGAGGACUCUAUCACUUUCGCAAAGCACUUCUAUGCCUCCAAAGAGAAAUGGUCUGGUUGGUUAUGGAAGAAAAUGCAGCAGGAGAAGAAGCCAUUUGUACCUCCUAUCCCGACUCUGAAAUCAUGGAAGGAUUCGAGAUGGGAACCUAAUCUAGAGUCAAUAGAGGAGAUUUCUCCAUAAGUAUCCCUUUCACCUGGUUCUCAACCCGUUUAACUAGAACCAAAAACAUCUGGUAUGUCAAUUCUCUUAUGCUGUUUUAACUGCAAUGGUCUAUCUUUUGCUAGGAGAGUUCAUGGUCUUCUUGUAUCAGUUUUGCAAGAUUUGUGUUCUUUUUUCGUUCUUAUUUCUUAAUUCUUAUGAGUCAUUACUUUUAUUGGUUACAAAUGUUACCUGCUGGAAAACAGCUGGACAGACAAGGAAGGAGAAACCUUUGUACUAUGUAAUAUACCACAUAAACAUUCACAGCUCUGAAUAUCCAAGAAAUAAAAGUAUCUUCAUUUUUUAUAAU